AUGUACUUAAGCAUACAUUCGUUCAUACGGCCCUCCUUUUCUGGCACAAUAUCCCACAGCCAAGAUGGCCAUGGCCAGAAAAAGUUCGAUUUGGACUCCCAGGAUGAGGCGACAACAACAGAUAGCGAGGAUUACGAUGACGAUACGGAGACGUUCCGUGAAGACAAGGGUAAAAGUAAAGAAUACGAUGGUGACACGAAGCUCCCGGAGACAAUGGCAAAACCAAUCGGCCAGCAGAGGGCAGGUGGUUUGGACUCGAACGCGCAAGUAGGCCCUCCAGGCGGUGCGGUCAAAUUCGACCUACUCCCCCGAGUGCCUAAAGAGGAGAUGGCUGAGGCAGACUGGUGGUCGCGAUGGUAUGCAACGCUAGAGGAUCACGAGGAGCAACUAAAAGAUGCAAGAAAUACCAUUUUAUUCAAAUAA
Protopolystoma xenopodis is the source of this 423-nucleotide messenger RNA. The record is from the annotation of a GenBank genome assembly. NCBI's taxonomy places the organism in Eukaryota, Metazoa, Platyhelminthes, Monogenea, Polystomatidea, Polystomatidae.